This is a messenger RNA of Olea europaea var. sylvestris, 1005 nucleotides long. RefSeq lists its product as uncharacterized. NCBI's taxonomy places the organism in Eukaryota, Viridiplantae, Streptophyta, Magnoliopsida, Lamiales, Oleaceae. The record is from RefSeq and is a predicted model, not a curated record. The transcript has 5 exons. The coding region runs from base 1 to 846 and encodes 281 amino acids.
AUGACGAAUCUAGCUAGGGCGGCCGCCCUAGCUGGCCAACCCUUAAAUCCGCCGCUAAUCAUCAUUGAUGACUGGAGAUGGAAAGGAAGGACUGUGUUGAUGGAUGUGAUGGAAUUCAAGAGAAAAGAUGUUAUAGCUGAGUUAGAUAGAAUUAAACUAUUGAAUCUCCGUGGAACAACAUUUGAACUGAUAGCCCAUGGCGUAAACAGAACCAAUGAAUCAACAUGUCUUCUUGUCCCAAUCCCACCUCCGAUCCCUUCAUUUCAAAUCCAUAUUUCCCCUACCCAAUUGCUUCAUGACUCUAUAAAAUGGCCUGAUUAUCAGUUCUUGAGAGUUAACAGCAAAGUUUUAAUGGCAGAAAAUAAGAACAGAGAAGGAGAACUAAAACCAGUCUGGUUUGCAGCGGGAAUGGCAGCAUUCAUGGCGUGCCUCGAACGGUUUUAUUUCUACACACAUUGGCGGGUGUGGGUUUUUUUAGCUCUCAAUCUCUUGCUUUUGGCCAUUCUUUUUACCUCUACAAUGCAAACCCAACUGCCAUCUAAUAAUCAAGUUGACAAUUGUGUUGACGCAUACGAGGAAGAGAAGAAGAAGAAGAGAAGCAAAAAUUGCAGACAUAAUUUGGAGUCAGCCAACAAUUACUUGCCUAAGAGUGAAGGCUUAUGUGUGAAAAUUGCAGCAGAAUAUGAAGAAGAUGACGAAUAUGGGAAAGAAGGUAGUUUUGAGCUUUCAAAGGAGGAAUUGAAUGAGAGAGCUGAGGCUUUUAUUAAAAUGUUUAGACAGCAAUAUUUAGUUUCUGAUGCUAAGAGUAAACUCUUACAUAUGAAUUCGAAAAAUGUCUACAUCUAGGUUUAGGCAGCAUAAUUCAAUAUUUUUGGUCUAGCAGAUCUACAAGUCAAAUUUGUUACCUAGUCAAUUUAAUUGAAUUUUGGUAUGUUUAAUUCAAUAUGAUAAUCUAGCUAUUAUAUGAUUGCUUAGUACUUGUACGUUUCACGAAAUGUAUGAAUA